CUCUUGUUCUAAUUUAUUAAAAUAUAUAAGCAUUUAAAUUAAUAUUUCUUCAAGUUAUAUAGCCAUUUAAAAAUGGGAUUUAAAACUUAAAGUAAUUAGGGUGAUUGAACCAUGAGUGGUUGAGUUAUCCACUGUAAGUGCAUGCAAAUUGUUUAUAUUGUUUGAAUACCAAAAAAUGACCCUGAGCGUAUUAUGGAAACAGGGGGUAGUAAGUGCAAGUAGUAUCACACUAUGGAAAAUCCCGGGUCAUGAUUAAUGCACGUAAUGGAUCAAAGAUUCAUAUUUUAAACCUCUGGAACAGUAUUCCGGAAAAAUAAAUAUCUAAUAUUAUAAUGACUGAUAAAACACCAGUUGGACCACAAAUAGGCAAUAGUGCUGAUCAUUUUUUUCAGUCUGAUAGUGAUCUGGUAACCCAAGAGCGUCGAACCGCAAAAAGAGAAAAUAAAGCUGGUGAUCCAAUAGAGUGUACUUCUAAAGUCUUAUGCUUGGUACUGUCCGAAAAAGCUGAAGAAUCAGAGUAUGCUUAUAUUGGAGAAUCAGGUUUCAUUGCGAAAAGGAUAAACUUAUUGACUGGAAAAACUACUAAAGUUUUUAAGGGACAUACUGGACCCGUUACUUGUCUUGGUUUAUGGUAUAAAGAUAAUGAUGAAUAUCUUAUAACAGGAUCAUGGGAUAAGACUCUCAUCAAAUGGAAUACAAAGACUAAAGAGUCCAUUCAUACUUUUGUUGCGCAUACUGAUUUUGUAAAAUCAUUAGCAAUUUCUCAUUUUGCAUCAAUUCUUUAUUCGGGUUCCUCAGAUAAUUUUAUUUAUUCAUGGAAUCUUGUAACCGGCGAACAAUUACAAAAAUUCAAAGGACAUUCUCGUGGUAUAGAAGAUCUUGCUCUCGAUGAAACAGAAACUUUUUUAUUUUCUGCUUCAUCAGAUGGGUAUAUUAGAAAAUGGAAUGCAAAUACAGGUGAAUGUUCACAUGUAUUUAAAGGACAUUUAACAAGUGUAUAUGCGUUGAAAAUAUUUAAUGAAGAAAUGUGGACGGCAUCUGCUGAUAAAACAGUAAAAAGAUGGGAUUUAGAAACUGGUGAACCAGAUACAACUUUAGCACAUCCAGAUUUCGUUAAAUGUCUUGUGGUUAUCGGGCCAUAUGUUAUCACUGGAUCACGUGACGAGAAUAUUAGAAUUUUUGAGAUCGGGAAUGGAGAUAUGAUCAAUAAAUUUGAAGGUCAUUUUGAUGAAGUUGCCUGCAUGGCUGUCAGAGGAAUUACAUUAUAUACAGGUUCUUUGGAUUGUACUAUAAGAAAAUGGUCCAUUGCAGAAGAAGAUAUUCGUACUAAAACAGAAAAUAAAAAGUCCUUACAAAAAUCAAUUCCAAUUAAAAAAGAAGUCAACUCUUCAUUGUUAACUGAAGAGGAAGAACGUGAAUUGGCUGAAUUAAUGGAAUGAAAAGUUAAUUCGUGAUCCCGUCUCGGAAUCAGUAAAAGAUACUAAUAUUAGCUAAAAAUGUUUAAAAUAAAAAAAAAUCAAUAAAUGCUAAUAUAAUUUCUGCAACUAUUGUAUUUCUAAACAAAUUUAUUUUUAAGGGUUAAGGGCUGGAACCUGGAAUUGUUAAAAGAAAAAAAAUUUUUAAUUAUUAGUACUAUAGCAAAAAUAUUGUCAUCUCUAAAUUUUCUUAAUUUUGAGCCAUCAUUUACAUUACUUUCUAACUAUAAAUUAUUAAAUAAAUUCAGCUAAAUUCUAAUCUUAAAUUUAGUUUAUAAAUUUAUUGGAUUUUUUAAAAUAAA
Molecule: messenger RNA, 1777 nt
Organism: Rhizophagus irregularis DAOM 181602=DAOM 197198
Lineage: Eukaryota; Fungi; Glomeromycota; Glomeromycetes; Glomerales; Glomeraceae
Molecular function (GO): protein binding
Source: RefSeq, a predicted model, not a curated record